This is a messenger RNA of Salarias fasciatus (jewelled blenny), 8104 nucleotides long. It is a transcript of the gene nrxn1a, whose product is annotated as neurexin 1a. The record is from RefSeq and is a predicted model, not a curated record. Bases 1083 to 5555 code for a protein of 1490 amino acids. NCBI's taxonomy places the organism in Eukaryota, Metazoa, Chordata, Actinopteri, Blenniiformes, Blenniidae. The transcript is spliced from 26 exons.
ACACACACGUUCACACUCUUUCUCUCUCCACGACCACGUGACGCUCCCUCUGCCGAGCCUCGCUGAGAGCAUCAGACUGCACCUUUCCUCCUCAGGAGAGCGGAGAGAGAGAGAGAGAGAGAGAGAGAGAGAGAGAGAGAGAGAGAGAGAGACACUGAGUCAGACAGAGGCACAGCCUGUGAUAGUUUUGUCCCUGCCCGGUAGACCGGCUCUAUCUGCCUCUAUCGGCUGCUCUCUCUUCUCUCGCGGAUUUGAGAUUCUCCUCAAAUGGGAAGACAAAUCGAUGAGGCGCGCACGGCGCUGUUGCCACGGAACCACGGGACGUGCGUGAGGUCGCUGGAGAGAGUGAUGACGCGGCAUUGAGAGACACACACACCUCACUCACACACACACACACACACACACACACACACACACACACACACACACACACACAUUGGCCCACACACACUUUAAGUCUUGCCCUAGUAAGACGAGGAUGAGGGGGGAAAAAAUAAUACUGCUAUGACGGUGUCAUUUCUCUCCAUUACCAGUGUGUGAGCCACACACACACACACAUACACACACACACAGGCACGCACACACACACUCACACUCCAUGGGGAGUUGCCUGCAUGGGGGAUAAGGCCCUAUCUAGGGCACAAAGAUGGAGUUCACAUCGUCUUUGUCACAUAUCUAACAGGCACAUAAACACUCUCACACACACACACACACACACACCUGGAAGCUCGUAUGUCAGAAGAACAGAAUGAAAGCCUGAAUGGAGAGAAGGCCUUAGACAUCUCAGAGAAGACAGAAACACCAGGCCAAGGCCAAAGAUGUCGCAACCGUGCUGAGAGGACAGAGGGAGCUGCUGUCUGACACCCUCUGCAUUGGACCUGUUUCAUAUAGGAGCCCCCCCACCCCCCCACCCCCCACCCCCCCCGAGAAGAGUGCUGCCGAGACGCAGGGCGCGACACCUAGAAAGGGUUCCACCAAGUGCCCUACAGUUGUCACCAUGAGCUGUAGGCUAGAGGGAACACCUCAGCUCUAGCCUUCCUCUCCUCCCGUGUGUGUGUGCGAGUGCGAGAGCGAGUGUGUGUAUGAGUGUGAUGGCGGUUUGUGUUUGGGCGGCAGCCCCUCUGCUCUUCCUGGGGCUGUGCCUGUGCAGCGUGGGGGGCCAGGCCCAAGGGGAGGUCCUGGAGUUCGGAGGCGUAUCCAGCCAGUGGGGGCGGUUCCCGGUGUGGAACGCCUGCUGCGAGAGCGUGCUGAGCUUCAGCCUGCGGACUCAUAGCCAGGAGGGCUUGCUGCUCUACCUGGACGACGAGGGCUUCUGCGACUUCCUGGAACUGCUGCUUCUCCACGGCCACCUCCGCCUUCGCUUCUCCAUCUUCUGCGCCGAGCCGGCCGAGCUGCAGUCGGGCGUGGCGGUGAGUGACGGGCGGUGGCACGCAGUGCGUGUCAAGCGGGACUGGAGGAACACUUCACUGGAGGUGGACGGGAGAUUGGAAGGAUGGGCGGAGGUGAAGAGUAAGAGAAGAGACAUGACAGUAUUCAGUCACACCUACAUGGGCGGGGUGACGCCAGACCUUCACUCCUCGCCGCUCCGCCUCACUUCUCCUUCUGUCCGGGAACACCCCGCCUUCCGUGGCUGGAUCACGGCAGUGAGCAUCAACGGCUCGCUGGUGACGCUGGACAGCUCGGAGGGCGUCACAGUAACAGCUGGCUGCGGGCCAGACCACCAGUGCCAGAACGGAGGGGUGUGCAGCGUGGUCAACGACCAGGCCGUCUGCGACUGCUCCGACACCGGUUUCCAAGGCAAUGACUGCAGCGAAGAGCACAGCUACACUCCAGGUCUGGCACACCUGAUGAUUGGCGACCAAGGAAAGCUCAGAGCUCGCGAGGAGUACGUUGCCACCUUCAAGGGCUCCGAGUACUUCUGCUACGACUUGUCGCCCAACCCCAUCCAGUCCAGCAGCGACGAAAUCACGCUCUCCUUCAAGACGCUGCAGCGCAACGGCCUGAUGCUGCACACCGGCAAGUCAGCCGACUACGUCAACCUGGCGCUCAAGAACGGCGCAGUGUCGCUCGUCAUCAACCUCGGCUCCGGAGCCUUCGAGGCCUUGGUGGAGCCGGUCAACGGCAAGUUCAACGACAACGCCUGGCAUGACGUCAAGGUCACCCGCAACCUGAGACAGCACUCAGGCAUUGGACACGCUAUGGUGACCAUCUCUGUGGACGGCAUCCUGACCACCACCGGCUACACCCAGGAGGACUACACCAUGCUGGGCUCUGACGACUUCUUCUACGUGGGAGGGAGCCCCAGCACCGCUGACCUGCCCGGUUCUCCAGUCAGCAAUAACUUCAUGGGCUGUCUCAAAGAGGUGGUCUACAAGAACAAUGACGUACGGUUGGAGCUUUCUAGAUUGGCUAAACAAGGAGACCCGAAAAUGAAGGUAAGUGGGGUGGUGUCCUUCAAGUGCGAGAGUGUGGCGACGCUGGAUCCGGUGACCUUUGACACGCCGGAGUCUUUCGUGGCCCUGAGCAAGUGGACGGCAAAGAAGGCAGGGUCGAUCUCGUUUGACUUCAGGACCACAGAGCCCAAUGGCUUGAUGCUUUUCAGCCAUGGGAAACCCCGACAACAGCAACGCAAGGACCCGCGCACGCCUCCGACAGUCAAGGUCCAACAGGUGGACUUUUUCGCCAUUGAAAUGCUGGACGGUCACCUGUACCUGCUGCUGGACAUGGGCUCAGGAACCACCAAGACGAAAGCCAUCGACAGGAAAGUCAACGACGGCGAGUGGUACCACGUGGACUUCCAGCGGGACGGACGCUCAGGAACCAUCUCGGUGAACAGUGUGAGAACGGCGUACACGGCCCCGGGGGACAGCGAGAUCCUGGACCUGGAUGACACCUUGUACCUCGGGGGCCUGCCGGAGGACCGGGCCGGACUCAUCUUCCCCACUGAGGUGUGGACGGCUCUGCUGAACUACGGCUACGUCGGCUGCAUCAGAGACCUGUUUGUGGACGGGCAGAGCAAAGACAUCCGGCGGCUGGCCGAGGCCCAGAGGGCGGUGGGCGUGAAGCCCUCCUGCUCCCGGGAGCCGCCCAAGCAGUGCCUGUCCAACCCCUGCCAGCACAACGGCAUCUGCAGGGAGGGCUGGAACCGCUACGUCUGCGACUGCUCCGGGACGGGCUACCUGGGACGCUCCUGCGAGAGAGAUGCCACUAUCCUGUCGUAUGACGGCAGUAAGUUUAUGAAGGUGCAGCUGCCUGUGGCGAUGCACACCGAGGCGGAGGACGUCUCGCUACGCUUUCGCUCCCAGCGGGCUUAUGGCGUUCUCAUGGCAACCACAUCCCGCAACUCGGCAGACACCCUGCGUCUGGAGCUGGAUGGGGGCCGCGUCCGACUCACCGUCAACCUAGACUGUAUCAGGAUAAACUGUACAGCCAGUAAAGGCCCAGAGACCAUCUUUGCUGGGUCGGGCCUCAAUGAUAAUGAGUGGCACACGGUGAGGGUUGUCCGGCGUGGCAAGAGCCUCAAACUCACCGUGGACGACCUGCAGCCAGUAGAAGGUCAGAUGGCGGGCGACCACACCCAGCUGGAGUUUCACAAUGUGGAGACCGGCAUUGUGACGGAGAAGCGCUUCAUGCCCGCCGUGCCCUCUAAUUUCAUCGGCCACCUUCAGGGCCUGACGCUGAACGGCAUGCCCUACAUUGACUUGUGCAAGAACGGUGACAUUGACUACUGCGAGCUCAACGCCGUCAUCGGCUAUAAGAGCAUCGUGGCGGACCCCGUCACCUUCCGCUCCCGCUCCAGCUUUGUCACGCUGCCCACACUGCAGGCCUACUACUCCAUGCACCUCUUCAUGCAGUUCAAGACGACGUCCCCCGACGGGCUCAUCCUCUUCAACCGGGGCGACGGCAACGACUUCAUCGUGGUUGAGCUCGUGAAAGGUUACCUCCAUUACAUCUCCGACCUGGGCAACGGAGCGCACCUCAUCAAGGGCAACUCCAACAGCCCCCUGAAUGACAACCACUGGCACAACGUGCACAUAUCCAGAGACACAAACAAUCUCCACACGGUCAAGAUCGACACCAAAGUCACCACGCAGACCACCAUGGGUGCCAAGAACCUCGACCUGAAGGGUGAUCUGUACAUCGGGGGCGUUUCCAAAGAGAUGUACCGAGACCUGCCUAAGCUGGUCCACUCACGCGAGGGAUUUCAGGGUUGCCUGGCAACAGUUGAUCUAAAUGGCCGCCUCCCGGACCUUUUAGCCGAUGCCUUGGCAACCAUGGGACAAGUGGAGAGAGGCUGUGAAGGUCCCAGCACCACCUGUCAGGAAGACUCCUGCUCCAAUCAGGGCGUCUGCCUGCAGCAGUGGGAGGGCUUCACCUGCGACUGCAGCAUGACUUCCUAUGCUGGGCCGCUGUGCAACGACGCUGGGACCACCUAUAUCUUUGGCCGUGACGGAGGCUUGGUGGUUUACACGUGGCCGCCAAACGAGCGCCCGAGCACCAGGGCCGACCGGCUCGCCCUCGGGUUCAGCACCCAACAGAAACACGCCAUUCUGCUGCGGGUGGACAGCGCAAAUGGCUUGGGAGACUACCUGCAGCUGCAAAUUGACAAAGGCAACAUUAGGGUAGUGUUUAACGUUGGCACUGAUGAUAUCAACAUCGAGGAGAGCUCCAAGUUUGUCAACGACGGGAAGUACCACAUAAUUCGGUUCACCCGCAGUGGUGGCAAUGCAACCCUCCAACUGGACGACCUGCCGGUCAUAGAGCGCUACCCCUCAGGCAACAUUGAUAACGAGCGCCUGGCCAUCGCCAGACAGCGAAUCCCCUAUCGGCUCGGUCGAGUAGUUGACGAUUGGCUACUCGACAAAGGCCGCCAGCUGACCAUCUUCAACAGCCAGACGACGGUGCGGGUCGGCGGCGGCGAGCCGGGCGCCGCCAUGUUCCAGGGGCAGCUGGCCGGCCUCUACUACAACGGCCUGCGCAUCCUCAACAUGGCCGCCGAGGGGCACCCGCACAUCCGGGUGGAGGGCAGCGCGCGGCUGGUCGGCGACAUGCCGUCCUCCUCCAUCACCCCGCAGUCCAGCGCCGCGGGCGGCGGCAACCACUCCGGCGCCGCCACCUCCAUCAGCGACAUCACCACCACCACCGCCACCAACAGGAAGCAGGGCGCCACGCAGUCGGCAGACGACCUGUUGGUGGCGUCGGCCGAGUGUCCGAGCGAUGACGAAGACAUUGACCCCUGUGACCCCAGUUCAGCCCGGCCUCCGCUGCCGGAGGUGAAGGUGUUCCCGGGGCCGUCCGAAGUGGUCCGGGAGAGCAGCAGCACGACGGGCAUGGUGGUGGGGAUCGUGGCGGCCGCCGCCCUCUGCAUCCUCAUCCUCCUCUACGCAAUGUACAAGUACCGCAACCGCGACGAGGGCUCCUACCACGUCGACGAGAGCCGCAACUACAUCAGCAACUCAGCCACACAGCCCAACGGCAGCGCCAAGGACAAGCCGCUGGGCAUUGCCAAGAUCUCCAAGAACAAGAAGAAUAAAGACAAGGAGUACUAUGUCUGAGGCGGGAGACUUCCGACACGCAGACAUAUACGCAUACACCUUUAUAUAUAAUGGUAUAUGUACAUAAAUAGAUAUAUUCUGAAGAAAAAAAAAAUACACACAUACACACUGACAUAGACAUGCUGAUGAUAAUGUUUACUCUCGAAUAAUCACACCUGCACACAUGCUAGCAAGCACAACAUACACACGAACAAGCCCACACAUACAUGAAGCACAAACAUCCAUACACUAACACACAGACUGGCCUGAGGGCACAAGCCCUCGCUGUACAGUAUUUACCAAUGAGCAGAGCCUCCCAGAGAGGCCGGUUUUAUGAACAUAAACACCAUUCCAAAUGAUUUAGAAAGCACCAGUUCAACUCCCAAUAAAGAACCAUUUUUGGGGGCAGCCAGAUUAAAAAAAAAAAAAAAAAAACAGAACAAAAAAAAAAAAAAAAAGAAACAAAAAAGAAACUGUUACUUCUCUGCCACAACGGGACCUCUCCAGUUGGACUUCAAGAGGUCAAGGAGGACUUUUAAGCCAAGCACAUGGCAGACUGCGAGUGUUGAGCAAGAGGCAGAGCACCAGAACAAAGAAGAUGUAAUAGCACCAAGACAAGCACUAAGUGUCUCUUCCAAGCUUCUUGGCCUUCCUCCCUGUUAGCAGAUGGGACUUGAUGAAGCACUGAGGAUGCUGAGGAGACGAGCACACCGACGGUACCAGUCUAUCCCCAAGCAGCAGGACAGGAAUUCAGGGUGUAGCCAUAGAGACGGUGAAUUCUGAGUGGAUAGGCUGAGGCGGGGCCGGUGCCCGUUCACGUGACGGAUGAGCUGCGGCCGCCGCGCCGCAGAGCCGGUGUUUUACGGCGCCCUGUAAAUCACAGACGUGAGAAUCAGUGGAAAACUGACCGAAAUUUUUCCUGGACAGGAUACUUGAGACUUCAGAUGCUACCUACAGACACCAGUCACGCGUGACUGCAGUGUCUCACACACACACACACAGACACACAAGCACAUACAUACAUACAAGCACACAUGCACACAAAUUAAAAUAUAAACAAUCUACUCAUGCAGAUCUACAUCUAACUGCAGUGCAAAAGACCCGCUGUAUCUUCAUGAAUGACACUGAAGAUUAUACAAGAAGACAAUGAUGGAAAAGAUGAAGAUCAUUAUAACUGUUAUGGCGACGAUAACGAUGACUAUGAAGAACAUUUGGGCAGUAAUAGACACUGGGGAAGGGAGGGGGGAUCUUAUUGCACGUGAAUUAUCUUACUCCGUGUGAUUUAUACCGCGUUGAAACUCCAGAGGUUACAUCGUGAAGCACCACCAUCAUAAACUUACCACCUUGGCUUGAGGUAUUCCUGAAUACACACUUCAAAUGGGUUUUUUCCAGUCCACGAGAUUCAGCGAUGAUUUCAAAGUCCUAAAUCAACUCUCGGUUCCCGAUCUUCACGGACAAAAAGCGUGACCAUCUCGCGUGUGUGAUGCAUGCCUGAGUCCCCCGAGCCGCGCCGCCGAGCGGCGGCGUGUCCCACUAAAUCCAGAAGUGGUAGGUUUCUGUGGAGCGAGGAGGAAGACGAGCAAGGCGUUGCCAGGUUUCAGCGUAACGCCAGUGGAAGCCGUGGAUGUGUGCGCACAACGCAGGCCGUGUCCUGUUUUGUAGUCUGUCUUAAAGGCCAACCCACACUAUACCUGCUCUAGCCAGCCACCUUUCCUUUUUUUUUUUUUUUUUAAAGCAUAAACCAGCCGAGGAAAAGAAUCAAAAACAACGAAAUAAAUGUUUCCAUGUGUUGCUAAUAGAUAGAAAAAUCCAGCUCUGGAUACCAUUGGCUAUAUAACAAUUUAAGUUGCCUAAUUUCAUUGGCUCUCCCAUUUUCUCUCUCUCUCUCUUCACAUCCUCAUGUAUUCAUGCUAUUUGUUAACUGAUUCCUCAAUAUUCAUUAGCAAUGCAGCUGAGACAGAUGGUUUUCCGAUGGGCUACGGUAUAUUUAUCUGUUUAUGGACUUUUGCGGUGUCUGAGCCCGCUGCAGCUGAAGAAUUGUAGCCCCAACGUGAUAUCAAUACAAACAGUGCCAUGACGUGAGCGAGCCCCUCCAGUUCUUCCAAGCGAUGUAACUAAGCAGUCGGAUGCAUGCAGAAUGGACCAGAGUGAGGAAGGACAUGAAACUGACUGUGUGUGAGAUUUUCAAAGUAUAAUGUCAAGAAUUAACAUUUUUCCCUUUUACUCGCUCCAUCUUUAACUGGCCUUUAUGACCUCCGUUCUCUCCCGACUCUUGUUUCCCUUUCUUGUUUGGUACGUCUCUCCGUCGGCCCUCAAACUUCCUCCACGUCCAUCGCUUUCCUUUCCCUCCGUCUUUGUUGUGUUGCCAUCUGAAACAAAGGAGGCGUCUCAACUCAAUGGGAUUCUACAUCUAGGUGUUCAUUAACCAUGUUUAUUUUCUAUAUGUACAAUUUUUCUACAGUAUUUACUUUUAUUUUUAUUGUUACGGUUCUUUGAUGAACAUAAAGUGGAAAUUUAUUAUGAAAAAUAGUUUUGAAGAUUAAUGAGUAAAUAAAAUAUUACCCAAGUGA